Rattus norvegicus (Norway rat) is the source of this 9892-nucleotide messenger RNA. Lineage: Eukaryota; Metazoa; Chordata; Mammalia; Rodentia; Muridae. The record is from RefSeq and is a predicted model, not a curated record.
AUGCUUGCCCUGGGAUCACAAAGUUAUGUAUCUUAACAUUGUAUGUAGUAGUAUCAGGUUAACAGUGAUACCUCAUUUGAAGAAGAGCAAAAACUACAUUCUAUUUACUCAUGUUACUCUUGGCCUAGCAACUCUGGUAACCAAGGAUAACCUUGACCUCAUGAUUCUCCAGACAUCACCUCAGGCCAGAGCCACCACUCCAGGUUUGAGAAUACAUUUAAACCCGCUAGGGAAAGGGAAGAGUACAAAACAAAACAAAACUUGCAAAGGCGACUAAAUCCAGACACUCGCCCAACUUCGCUCAACACGCAUGCGUUUCAGCUGGUUUCCGGAAUGGCAACCAAUCAUCUUCCUGCUGCAAAGUCGGCGGCGGAUUCUUCAACCCGACCGGCUGCGGCCAGUCCCGCCCCCCGGGUUCCACUGUGUCACUGGCGGGAGACUGAUGGGCGUCCGAUCCGUGUCGGUUGCACCGCGGUCCGGGCGGCUUCCUCAGCGGAGCCCCGCUGCUGCUGGGCAUCAUGAGCGGACGGCAGAGAACGCUCUUCCAGACGUGGGGCCCGAGCCUCGUGCGAGGCGCCGGCGCUCCGGGCUGCGGCCAGCCGCGCUCGCCCGCGGUGACGGAGUCUCUCCCGGAGGAGGACGAUGAGGUGCUGUUGGUGGCAGCGUACGAGGCUGAACAGCAACUGGAUCCCGGGGAUGGCGGCUUCUGCGCGGCUGCGGGCGCCCUGUGGAUCUACCCCACCAAUUGCCCCGUGCGCGACUACCAGCUGGACAUCUCCAGGACCGCGCUGUUCUGCAACACCCUGGUGUGCUUGCCCACCGGUCUGGGGAAGACCUUUAUUGCCGCCGUGGUCAUGUAUAAUUUCUACCGCUGGUUCCCUUCUGGCAAGGUGGUUUUCAUGGCACCCACGAAGCCCCUGGUGACACAGCAGAUGGAAGCCUGCUUCCACGUGAUGGGUAUUCCACAGUCUCACAUGGCUGAAAUGACAGGUUCAACUCAAGCUGUCAACAGGAAGGAGAUAUGGUCUAGCAGGAGGGUUCUUUUUCUUACACCUCAAGUUAUGGUAAAUGACCUGACUAGAGGGGCUGUCCCUGCUGCCCAUGUAAAGUGUCUUGUGGUUGAUGAAGCUCAUAAGGCUCUUGGGAACUACGCUUACUGCCAGGUUGUAAGGGAACUGGUCAAAUACACCAAUCACUUUCGAAUCUUGGCUCUUAGUGCCACACCAGGUAGUGAUAUCAAGGCUGUGCAACAGGUGAUCACUAACCUACUAAUUGAAAAGAUAGAGCUUCGUUCGGAAGACUCUCCGGAUAUUUUGCCUUACUCUCACGAAAGAAGAGUUGAAAAGCUUGUUGUUCCCCUUGGGGAAGAACUAGGAGCCAUUCAAAAGACAUAUGUCCAGAUUUUGGAAACAUUUGCCAGUUCUUUGAUUAAGAGAAAUAUUUUGAUGAAAAGAGACAUUCCCAACCUAACAAAAUACCAGAUAAUUCUGGCAAGAGAUCAAUUUAGGAAAAAUCCAUCCCCAAAUAUUGUGGGAGUUCAGCAAGGCAUAAUUGAAGGGGAGUUAGCCAUCUGUAUUAGUUUAUACCAUGGUUAUGAGUUACUGCAGCAACUGGGAAUGCGAUCAUUGUAUUUCUUUCUCUCUGGAAUCAUGGAUGGAACCAAAGGAAUGACAAGGGUAAAAACUGAGCUCAGCCGGAAUGAGGACUUCACGAAGCUCUACAGUCACCUGCAGAGCGUGUUUGCCCACGUGCGAGAUGCCGCUGCAGCCAGCGAGGCUUCGGCUUUCCAGAAAGGAAAUAAAGAGAAAAAAUUUGUCUAUAGUCAUCCAAAGUUAAAGAAACUGGAAGAAGUUAUACUUGAACAUUUCAAGUCAUGGAAUGCUAAAAACACCACUGAAAAGAAGUGCCAGGAGAGCAGAGUUAUGAUCUUCUCUUCGUUUCGAGAUAGCGUUGAGGAAAUUGCAGAGAUGCUUUCCCAGCACCAGCCAGGUGUGAGAGUGAUGACGUUUGUUGGCCACGCCUCAGGGAAAAACACAAAGGGUUACACCCAGAAGGAACAACUGCGGGUGGUGAGACAGUUCCGUGACGGUGGUUAUAACACCCUGGUUUCCACCUGUGUUGGAGAAGAAGGUUUGGAUAUAGGGGAAGUGGAUCUCAUAAUAUGCUUUGAUGCCCAGAAGAGCCCAAUCCGCCUCAUUCAGCGCAUGGGUAGAACUGGCCGCAGACGGCAAGGCAGGAUUGUUGUCAUCCUCGCUGAAGGACGGGAAGAGCGUACAUACAAUCAGAGUCAGUCCAACAAAAAAAAUAUUUAUAAAGCUAUUUCAGGUAACAGACAAGUGCUUCGUUUAUACCAAGGAAGUCCACGAAUGGUUCCUGAUAAAAUCAAUCCUGAAUUACACAAAAUGUUCAUCACACAUGGUGUCUAUGAAUCAGAGAAGGCUCGGAGUGUACAGCGAAAGUCGUUCUCCUCAAGGAGUGGAAUAAAAGCUGGUAAUUCGAAUAAAGAUGGGCUCUUGUCAGAAGAGGAAUUUAACCUAUGGAACAGACUCUAUAGGUUAGGAGACAGCGACACAGUUAAAGGAGUGGCUUUGCCUCGGUCUCACUUCCUGUCUUUACAGGAGGACAGAGUGGCUCAAGAACCAACCACUGGAAUUCACCAGCUCUCUCUCUCCGAGUGGAGUCUCUGGCAAGAUCAUCCGCUUCCUACGCAUCAGGUUGAGCAUUCGGAUCGAUGCCACCAUUUCAUCAGCAUCAUGCGAAUGAUAGAAGGAAUGAGACAUGAAGAGGAUGAAUGCAGCUAUGAAUUGAAAAUUAAACCUUUUCUACAAAUGGAAGAUGUCUACUCAAAAUAUAAUGCUCCAAGGAAUGGAUAUAAGAAUGUAGCCAGUGUCACCAGAAUUGCUCCCAAGAAGUCUUCAUUUAGACCGAGUGUCGAUGCAGGAGGCUCUUUGUCAGUGACAGAGUCUGAGGAAGGGUGUGCUGACACCGUUGAACAAAUGGAUUCUGAAUGGACCAAAAUUACUUCUCUAAGGGAAAAAGCCACAACAGUGGGAAAAGGCCAGACUCGUGAGCAAACUGAUGACGACCAUGAUGAUGCAGACUCUUCAGACAGUGACAGGAAUUCUCCUGCAGACGUUGUUUCCCGGGUACCACCCAGUGGUGAAAGAGUGGCAGAUGUAGGUGGAAUCCCCAUCCUGGGUGCUGUUACUGAAGAUGAUAGCCAUACAGGAACAUUGUUAAUGGAGUGUCAGGUCACAGAGAAGUCACUUGCCAGGUACUCCUUAGAUUCUGGUUAUAGUAGUUUCAGUGAUGAUAAAUCUCUGUCCUCACAUUUGUUUCUUCCAUUGGAAGAAGAGCUGUACACAGAGAGAGCAGCUGAACUGUUUUAUCGUUGUCAGCCCAUGACAGAAGAGGUACUGGCUAAUGUGGAGAAAUUUCUAUCUCAUUCUCCCCCUUCCCUCAGUGGACUCUCAGACGUGGAGUAUGCCGUUACUCAGGGUUUUGAACUUGACAAUGAGUCCUGCUUACCCUACCCAGAGCGUGAACACAGUCCUAAACCUGGAUCACCCUACCCAGAGCGUGAACACAGUCCUAAACCUGCUUCUCUGGCAUUAUACACUGCUGUGAAUUCUCAAUCAAACUUAGAAUUGAAUUCAGCUAAACAUACUAAUCCUCCUUCUGAAAAAGAUUGUCUCCCUGCCACAACUCAUAAUAACAUUCCUGAUCAGCCCUCCUUCUGUGACUCUGAUAGUGAAACCCACAAUAUUAAAAAUCAGAAUUUAGUAUCUAACAGUUAUGGUCAAAUACAAGUAAACCUUGAAAAUAAUUUGGUUGACGAGAACAGCCAUGAUGAUAGUGAGCCCCCAGUAUUGUUCACUGAUGAGGAUGAGAGUUUACUGUUAUUUGAAGAUGAUUUGAAGAAUAUUGAAGAUGGUACUGAAGAGUUGAAUGGGGUGGGCCUUCCUCCCUUGGACAGAAUCAGUCAACCCCUCUGUGUGUCAGAUAAAACUCUCAUAAGUGAAAUGCCUCCAGUCUCUCACUUCUUAAUUUCGGAUGAGUUGUUAGAUGAUGAUUCUGAGCCUGAAGAUCAAAUCAUUUGUGAUACCAAGUGUUGGGAAGGUGUGGAGGGCAGAGAUGAAGAGAUAAAAACUGAGGGGCAGCCUUUCGACUGCUCUGCGGACUUAUUCUCUGUUACCUUUGACUUAGGAUUUUGUAGUUCAGGUUCUGAUGAUGAAAACCCAGCACGUGCAUCUGAUAGGAGUAGCACCCUGGGAACAGCCGAAGUGCCUGGACGACAUUCCGAUAAGGAGGUAAAGGAUGCCAGUCAUGCUUCAGGUCCACUGGGUGGAACCAUAUCACCCAUCCCAAGUGAAAAAAUGCCGUGGUCGCCCUGCGCACAGAGUAAGGAAUGCGCACCUUUCCACUCUGCUCUGUCCUUACCAGUGAGGGAGAGAGCCAUGAGUACGCCACUUUCUAAGGCACAUCGGAGUUCUAAGACAGGAGCACACGUGCUCAAGACACUGGACUCUACCAAGGAGAAAGCCGGUGGACAGGGUUUCAAAGUGACAUUGAAUCCAAGAUUCGACAAUUUAGGAUUUUCUGUAGAAGAGACCAAAAGCAGUGAUCAGCUCUCAGUGUAUCAGUCCCCUCGGUGCCCUAAAGUUGAACACUUAACUAGUGAAAGCGAAGAUGAUGUUUUCCUGAAAAAAACUAGAAAACCAAAAGGAAAUGUCCUGAAGUCCCCCGAGGAUCAGAAAAACAAUGAAGUUGAUUCUCCUAUUCAUGUUGUAAAAAAGUCCAGGGUGCUUAGGUCAGAAUUAUCAUCUAGCGACGAUGAGAGUGAGAAUUUUCACAGACCAUGUCCAAAAUUGGAAUACUUCAAGGAUCGUAACAGGAACACCAGAAAAGGCUCCAAAGCCCAAAAGAAACGGAUUCAUAUGAAGGCUCUAGCUCGGGGGUUCUUAGACGAGGAAGCAGAGGUCUCUGGAGAAGAUGCGGACUGUGUCUCAUCAGAUGAGGGUGAUGACUCUGAGAACGAGAAGGAUUCCUCACUGCUUGAUUUUGUAAAUGACCGGACCCAGCUUUCACAGGCUAUAAAUGAUUCUGAAAUGAGAGCUAUUUACAUGAAAUCUGUGCGUAGUCCAUUGAUGAGCACUAAGUACAAAAUGGUCCGUGAGAAACAUAACAGCAUGAACAUUUUCUCACAGAUUCCUGAGCAAGAUGAAAACUAUUUAGAGGACAGUUUUUGUGUUGCUGAAGAAGAGUCUUGCCGAAGCCAAUCAAGUGAAGAAGAAAUUUUUGUUGACUUUAACUUAACUAAAGAUUCCUUCACAGAUGAGGAUAUAAGGUAUAAAACUCGGCAUGCAGUAAAGCUCAAACAAAUGAACAAGAAACAAAACUGUACACGGUCAAGAAAGAAACUGUCUAGAAUUAUCUUACCAGACAGUGAUUCAAGUGAGGAAGAAAACACUGCGAAUGGCAGAGAAGAUCCCAGUGCUGGUGGCCAUGCUGCUGACAAGCACACACAGCAGGGCCAGCUCUGGGCUUCAGGGCCAUCUGGGUCAGUGCAGCCCAAGGUCCUUUGUAAUCCAGCAGGGAAUCAGUCAUCAGGGCAGAGACUACAGGUGCUACCAAACAUAAUGGAUGCCGUUCCUGGAGCCUUGAAUGUGAGGGCUCAGAGCCAUAAUCAAACCAAAUCUACGUCACCACCAUGUGCUAGCGUUGAGUCAAGGAAGGAGUGUGGGAACCGUCCAGUUCAGUUGAAGGUUGGUGAUCAGGACACUUCAGCAGCACCCUGCUCUGCUUCACUGCUACCUGACGCUGAGGUACUCAUAGCCCCUAGACAUCCGCGAGAAGGAAACAGGGCCUGCAUUCUUGUAGACAGUCGAGAAAUCACUACCGGUUUGGAAGUCAUUUCUUCGCUACGAACAGUUCACGGGUUACAAGUGGAGAUUUGUCCUCUUAAUGGCUGUGACUACAUCGUAAGCAACCGAAUGGUAGUAGAAAGGAAGUCUCAGUCUGAAAUGUUAAGUAAUACUGCUAAGAACAAGUUCAUCGAGCAGAUUCAGCGCCUGCAGAGCAUGUUUCAAAGAAUAUGUGUGAUUGUGGAAAAAGACAGAGAAAAAGCAGGAGACAUAUCAAAAAUGUUUAGAAGAACAAAGUGCUAUGACAGUUUGCUGACUGCCUUAGUUGGUGCUGGAAUCCGAAUCCUUUUCAGCUCUGGACAAGAAGAAACUGCAGGUUUAAUAAAGGAGCUGUCGUUGGUGGAACAAAGAAAGAAUGCCGGGAUUCAUAUUCCAGCAGUGCUAGACACUGGUACAUGUGAGGCACUCCAGUUCUACUUAAGUAUUCCCGGUGUAAGUUAUGUGACUGCCUUAAAUAUGUGUCACCAGUUUUCAUCUGUGAAAAAGAUGGUGAACAGGUAUGUCUACUUUACUAGUAUUUUUAAAUGGUUGCUAUUUCUUAAAUUGUAUUAGUGUGUGCGUGCACGUGUGCAUGUGCAUGCGUGUGGAUGUGCAUGCGUGCACGCAUCCCCCUGCCUACCACACUGUUCACAUCAGUCACAGAACCGGUUUUUUUGCCAGUUCUCUCCUACCAUGUGAAGUCUGAGGGACCACAUCCAAGUGAUGAUGCCCAGCAGCAGACACAUUUACCCAUCUUGAUGGUUUGGAAAAAAGCCUUUAUGACUAAUUUCUCCUUUCUUUAUGCUUAUCCAGAGUUGUUAAGAAUGAUAUCUUGGAAUUCCCACUGGUUCCUUAGUAUUUUUUACAUCACCCCUCCCCUGCCUCCUAGCCUUUCCCAGCUACCUUCCCUCAAGCCUAUCCCAUGCCCUUCCCAAGCUGAUAGCCUCCUUUUAUUAUUGUUACACAAGUAUUUUGUAUGCACAAAUAUAGGAAGAGACAACCCGCUGAGCGGUUUUUGUGUGUAUACAGUUUCAAGGCUGACCGUUCUGCACUGGACAAGUGAGGGGGCUGGUCCCUAGUGAAGGUAAAUUCUUUCUCCCAGGAGUCAUUAUUUGCCUGUAGUUCUUCAUGAAUGGGACCCUGGGAAAAAUUUCCCCUUGUACAUUAGCAUGUCCAUUGAUGCCGCCUUGUUAAGCCUUGCUUAUGCAGUGGUUUCUGUCUUCUUUAAGCUUGUGCUGUUCCAACUCCUCUCAUUGUCUUUUUGCCUGUCCUGAUGCUAUUAGACUUCUCAUGGAGCUUGUUUUUCAUUUCCAGUCUUUCAGGUUGGUUUGUCUUCACUAUUUUUGUUAUUGUUUUUCUUGACUUCUUUAGUAUUUUGCAUUACCUUAUCUCAUUCAGCUUAUUUAUGUUCCAAGUAAGUUUAUUCUUUGAAUAUGUUCACAGUCAUUCUUUUGAGUUCUCUCUGGGAUCUCAUCUAACACACGCUCACAAGAUGCCAUGAUUGUCCAUCUAGUAAUUCCUGGAGUUGUCUUGGUGUGUGUUUAUUCCAUGUGUAUGCAUCUGUUAUUCUUUCCUUGGUUUUAUCAUAUAUACUAUGUCUAUGUAAUGACUGUAAAAUCUUGUCUUAAGAUUAAAAAUCUUGGUGUUGGGGAUUUAGCUCAGUGGUAGAGCGCUUGCCUAGCAAGCGCAAGGCCCUGGGUUCGGUCCCCAGCUCCGAAAAAAAAGAAAAAAGAAAAAAAAAAGAUUAAAAAUCUUAUAUCUCAUUUCUCUUGUUACUAGUAAAGUUGGUUGUUUCUGUUUUUAAUUAAAAUAUAAUUGUAUCAUUUCCUCCCUUUCCUUCCUGCCCCUGUCAUGUCAUUUUGUACCUCCCACUUUCAUAUUGAUGGCCUCUAUGAUGUUGCACACAUGCACAAAACUAUAUAAAUACAACCUUCUGAGUCUGUACUACUUAUGAAUAUGACUUCAGGGCUGACCACUUAAAUCAACUAAUUGGGGCCCAUCCCUGGAAAAGAACAAUUGUCCCUUUCUCUGGAAUCAUUAAUUGCCUAUAGUUCAUUGUCGGUGCGUAGGGCCCUGAAAGACUUUCCUCCUCCCAUGUUAGUAUGCCUAUUGGUAUUUACUUCUUUGGGUACUGUUUAAGUAGCAAGGGGGAUAGCUACCCUGUUGUUUCUAGGAGACAGAGUCUCAAAGAUUUCCUGCUCCUCUGCCUCUUGCUAUCCUCUCACCACUUCUCCUCCAAGCCUUUCAUGCAGGAGGCUGUAGACGUAUCCAUGAGUCUGAGCACCUUAAAAUCAGCUGACCUCUGCAGUUUGACCAGUUGUGGCUUUCUGACCUCUGUCUGCUGCAAAGAGCUUUAAAUUAUAUCUAUUGGAGUCCACAGGCAUCAUAUCUAGGUAGAGAGCUACUGUCUGGUACAAUGAUGUUUGAUCUAGGAGAGGAGCUUUUGGAUCAGAUCCUACUUGAAUCUUCUGAGGUCUGGGUCCUACAUGUGUGGAGUCUUCAGCAUCAGGGGCUUACCUUAAACCUCUGAGAGGCAACCGUAGUCACAUCAAUAGCCUCUAUUGUUAUAAGAGUGAGUCUCUUGUCUUCCCCUAACUACUCAAAAGGAGGUUUCUCAUGCCUGCUACUAGGGUUCUUUUAGUCUAUGGCUCUUGUGAGAAGCAUUGUCUAUAUACACAUACUAUACGUCUUGUCAUCUUAGAUAAAUAUAAUACAGAAUAAUUCUAAAAGGCUUUUAGCAAGCAUCAUUCAAUUUAGUUUCCCUUUUCCCCAUGUGGUUCUAAGUUUUGUCAAGUGGACAGCAAAAACAACUUACACACUUUGUCAGAAGUGUCAACCCCCAGUCACAAAGGACUUUUCCCACCUUUUAAAGGUCCAGUCUUCUUUUUUUUUUUUCAAAAUAAGAAAAUCUUACUAAUUUUUUUUUUUUUUUUUAUUAACUUGAGUAUUUCUUAUAUACAUUUCGAGUGUUAUUCCCUUUCCCGGUUGGUUUCCGGGCAAACAUCCCCCUCCCCCCUCCCCUUCCUUAUGGGUAUUCCCCUCCCAACCCUCCCCACAUUGCCGCCCUCCCCGCAACAGUCUAGUUCACUGGGGGUUCAGUCUUAGCAGGACCCAGGGCUUCCCCUUCCACUGGUGCUCUUACUAAGGUCCAGUCUUCUAAUACUGCCAAUCUCAGCUUCAGGGCCCUACAUAUGAGUAAUUUGGGAAAGAUUUCCAAGAUGUUUACUCCAGUGCAGAUCUGAAGUUUUAAGUUUGUGUAGAUGACUGUUUGAGACAUCAUUAUGUAGCCUUGGAAGAUGUAGACCAUGCUUUCUCUAAACUUUGCUUUCCAAAUGCUGGGAUUGCAGGAGUGUACUACCAUGCCCAGUAUAUUGUUGAAGGCUUAAACAAAGUAAGCUUUCAUGCUACUGUCCUAAUGCUGUUAACUCACGUGGAGUGGAAGAAGUUUUGAGUGUGUGCUGGUAACUAAUGAAGCGCCUCCUACCGGCUGGACGAGUGCUCACCACUGAGUUGCAUCUCUAUCAUGAGCCAUGUUAAAAACAGUAAUUUCAUAAAAGCCAAAUUCACUUGGUUUUUUUUGUUUUGUUUUGUUUUGUUUUGUUUUCAGCUCCCCUGAAGAAAUCUCCACAUGUGCGCAAGUAACUCAUCAAAAGGCUGAGGAAAUCUAUAAAUAUAUUCACUAUACAUUUGAUAUGCAAAUGUUACCAAAUGAUCUUACUCAGGAAAGACAGAAAUCAGAAACAUGCUCGACACUCUGAGUCACUACGAAAGAACUCUCAUAAUGCUAAUAUAUUUCAAUAAUCAUUGUAGUUUGUGAUUACCAGUUUAAAAUAUGUAAAUAUUUCAUCUCUUAAUGAUCUUUACAUUGUAUACUUUUUUAUUUAUAAACUAUAUAAUUUAUUUUUAAAAGGAAAUCUUUGAUAUUCCACAAUCAUUUUGAUUAGACCAAAACAAAUUUUUACUGAAUAAAUCAAGACUGUGUGAAGUGA